Messenger RNA from Ctenocephalides felis (cat flea), 324 nucleotides. RefSeq lists its product as uncharacterized. The record is from RefSeq and is a predicted model, not a curated record. The coding region runs from base 1 to 324 and encodes 107 amino acids. The transcript has a single exon. Lineage: Eukaryota; Metazoa; Arthropoda; Insecta; Siphonaptera; Pulicidae.
AUGGUAGCACCAUAUAUAAAGAAAGAGGAUACAGUUAUGAGGCAAGCUAUAUCACCGAGAGACAGGCUUUGUAUUACAAUUAGAGACAUUAGUUAUUCAACUCGUGUUGCACCUAAUACCAUAUCCCAAAUCGUGAGAGAAACUCUUGAAGCAAUUGUAACCGUUCUUCAAGAUAACUUUAUAAAAUUUCCAUCUUCAGCACAAGAGUGGGAAUCUGUUGCCCACAAAUUUGAGACAACAUGGAGUUUUCCUCAUUGCAUAGGGGCAUUGGAUGGAAAGCAUAUCAGAUUUUGUCCAUCACGAAGUGAUGGUUCGAAAUUCUGA